This is a messenger RNA of Nothobranchius furzeri (turquoise killifish), 4680 nucleotides long. It is a transcript of the gene gramd4a, whose product is annotated as GRAM domain containing 4a. Lineage: Eukaryota; Metazoa; Chordata; Actinopteri; Cyprinodontiformes; Nothobranchiidae. The record is from RefSeq and is a predicted model, not a curated record. Gene Ontology annotation, biological process: apoptotic process; negative regulation of toll-like receptor 9 signaling pathway.
UCAAAAACAACACUAAUGGAUUAAAAAAACAUAUACUUAAUAAUUACUGCCCCACAUCUGAAGAUAAGAAGCUGUCAGAGGUUGGGUUGAACUGAUGAACUGGAUUUGUCCUCUCUUCCCUCCCUCUUCGCCCUCAUCCUCAUUUUCAUUGGUUCUUUCCGAGUUGCGUAGAUCUGGAGAUUUGCCGGAGUUCCAAAACUCAACCCUCCCCGUUUUAAGUCAACAAAUGUUUUGGCAAGCAUUGUUGUGCCUGUGAACAAUGAGAGGCCAACGUGAAGCAUCAGAUUUUCUCCCUCCGCACCCCCUGGUUCCCCCGCCGAGCUUUACUGAAAGGAGUCAUUGUCCCUGACCUGGAUUGAAAACCCUGUGCUGUACUUUUCCUUUCAGGUCUUAACUUUGUGACGUGCACGCUCUUCGACACAUGAAUCUUCACAAGCCAAAAACGUAGCUAAAGUCUUGUUGCAGCAUCUACAAAAAGUUGUUCUGACACAUGAACAUAAUCUAUUUCAGUGCUGACUGGUGUGUCGAAAUCUCCGAUUCCAGGCCCUUUUACUGUGCUGGCCACCCUGCAGAGCCCCACCCCUCUACCUCUGCUGCCCUCCUCCUCUUUCCAGCUCUAGCUACUGACCAUCACUCUGCAUGGAGACCAGUCAAAGUAGUUUGUUGUGUUGCUGGUGAUAGGUUUAACUGCGGGAACCUGCUCCUCUGUCUCUGGUCCAGUCUAUAAUAACAUCCAUUACCUGGGAAGCGUUUUGAGCUGUUUUCUGCGACUUAAAGGUCCAAACAACCUGAAGCCGUGGCUCUGUUUCAAGAGACCGCUAAGGCAGCCACCCUGCCGUCCCGUUCCUGUGGAAGUACUCCAGGAACUGGUCGAAUGCAGAGACGUACAGGCACGUGUAGGAUGGAGGACUGCAGUUUUGACAGCUUUGAGCUGCUCUUCAGUGGAGCGGUGGAUAAGCUCAAAAGCCAUAAAAGUAACCUCAACCUCAAGGAGGAGCUGAGGAAACUGCGUGAAGAGACCAAUGUGGACUUGUUGCGGCAGGAGCUGGAACGAGAGCGGAGCAAACGGAUGGAACUGGAGCAGAAGAUGAAUGAGGCGCUCAGAACCAGACUGGAGGAUUCUCCACCACAGCCCCCCCGAAAACAGCAGUCACCCUCCAACCACGGAACAGAGAAACAGCAGAAGGAAGUCUGGAGUUCUCGCCUGCAGAAGUGGCUCUACGAGCGUUUCGGGGAUUACAUCGAAGACUUCCGCUUCCAGCCGGAGGAGAGCACCGUGGAGGCAGAGGAGCCGCUAAGUGCUAAAAGGUUGACGGAGAACAUGAGGCGACUCAAGCGAGGAGCCAGGCCCGUCACCAACUUCUUAAGGAACCUCUCGGCCUUAUCCAACUGGCACUCUGUCUACACCUCAGCUAUUGCCUUCAUAAUCUACAUGAACGCUGCUUGGCAUGGCUGGGCCGUUCCCAUGUUCCUCUUCCUGGCCAUCCUGCGUUUGUCCUUAAAUUACCUCAUCGCCAGAGGUUGGAGGAUCCAGUGGAGUAUUGUGCCUGAGGUUUCUGAGCCCAUGGAACCUCCAAAGGAAGACUUGACUGUGUCUGAAAAGUUCCAGCUGGUGCUUGAUGUGGCUCAGAAAGCUCAGAACCUUUUUGGUAAGAUGGCGGAUGUGUUGGAGAAGAUUAAGAACUUGUUCAUGUGGGUGCAGCCUGAAAGCACCCGCAAACUUUACAUCGGCAUGUGGGUGGCUUUCAUCUCCUCCUGCGUCCUGCCGUUCAAGCUAGUGGGCUUCAUGAUGGGUGUGUACGCUGGUAUCAAGUUCUUCAUCAUAGACUUCCUGUUUAAGAGCUGCCCAAAGCUUCGGGACAAGUACGACACCCCAUACAUCGUGUGGAACAGCCUGCCCACAGACCCCCAGCUCAAAGAGAGGACCAACGCCACCGUGUCACGGCGGGUUCAGCCGGUGGUAUCUCGGGGCAGCCUGGCCACCAUCCCGAGUGGCAUGAGUCGAGAGGAAGAGACUGGUCGCUCUCACAGCACGAAGAAGGGGGCCUUCCAUGAGAUCUUCAGCCUGUCUGAGUCAGAGCGCCCUCUGGCGGUGUGUGAGAACGGCUGGAGGUGUUGUCUGAUAAACAGAGACCGAAAGAUGCCCACAGAUUACAUCAGGAACGGAGUUCUCUACGUCACAGAGAAUUACCUGUGCUUUGAGAGCUCCAGCUCCAAAUCCAGCUCCUCCAAGAAAAACAAAGUCAUCAAGCUGGUGGACAUCACCGACAUCCAGAAGUACAAGGUGUUGUCAGUGCUGCCAGGAAGUGGGAUGGGCAUCUCUAUAGCCACGCCCUCUACUCAGAAGCCGCUGGUGUUCGGCGCCAUGAUGCACAGAGACGAGGCAUUCGAGGCCAUCUUCACUCAGUACAUGAAGAUCCUGACCACCUCCAAACCUCCAGCCAGCACAGAGCUCUAGACUGCCUGCUCUCCUCCACCGCGGGGCUUCAGACCCAGGCAGAGAGCCUUCUCUACAGCCUCCUUUCUCCUCGUCGCAUCAGGGAUCCUAAAAGAAGUCCCGGGCUUUGGCGGGCGGAUUUGGCGUUUAUGCUGGAUGGGAUCUGAGUGGAGGACCGGGAAUAGUAGUCUGUAUCAGUCAGAGGACUAGCGAGGAGCCGGCUCUCCUCUCAAACCUCACAGACCAACAGACUCACUCGCUUUACUCGUCUCUGUGUUAGCAUGUGUGAGUGUGUGUUAAGUGGCUCAGUUGUCCUCUGUUUUUGAUUUUGGUCACUGGAGUGAUGCCCACUGUGGUAGGGAGACUAAAACCCUCACAUCUGUUAGUUUCAGCUUCAGAACCUGCAGCAGUCGGUAAACUGGUGCCUCCUGGCAUAGCUCAUCACAAUAAUCAGUGUACCCGUCUGAGUGUGUUGUGUUUUUAGCUGUGAAAAUGUCCGACACACGACAGGCAGCCCUUUUCUUACCAUGUGCUUUUUUAAAAUACCUUUCAGCAGCAGCUGUCGGCUGCCAAGCAGACAAUGCUGAAACCUCUGCUAAUGUGUGUGUUGGUGUUGAUUCCUGAAACGUGACAAAUCUUUAGCCUGCUUUCGUUUGGAAACUUCUUUAGCCACCAGGUGGAGAGCACAACACAGACUGCCUACUCAUGGCACAGAUAGGAACCACAUCUCCUCGUGUGUAUUUUUUUUUACAUGACUGGUAUUCUUCCUGCAAUUUACCAGAACGUUAACACCCUCAGCUGUUCUACGUUGUCUUUGGGUGAAGUUCUGCUAAAUUAGCCCAAAAAGCCCUCAAACGUCUCAUGUUGAAGGAGGAAACGUGAUCCCUACAGCUGUGGGAGGCUUCUCACACAUCCAGAUCGGUCAGUAUUCAGGAGUUGGAUGUAUAAGCCUGCUAACAAAGGCCGCCUCUGAUUGCACUUGUGUAAUAGCUCAUCUGUUUGGGUUCAUCUAAUCAGGAUUUAAUUAGCCGGAUUCCAUUUUUAAGCCUAGAAACGAUGAUGCUAAGCUACUGUUGUUAGUGACUGCUCUUGUACGGGAUACAGAUUUAGACUCUGUUUUUAAACGCCCUUCCCAAGAGCAGAGCUGGUCUUUGCUCUUGCAGGAUUUCAUGCCAAACUCCAUCAGUUUUAGAGAUGAGUGCAAUCCAGAAGUGGAGGUUUCUUUGGUUUUCCUCCACAGCAGCACAGGGUUUAGCUUCCUCAUCCAUCCGUCAGAUGAGAAACCUGAACGUUUAAAACGGGAACAACGAUGUCUGAUCCUCCAUGGGAGCAGAGAAUCGUAAUUAACUGCCCUUCAGAACUGCCCUCACUCCUAAAACGUCGAGGUUCCUCUAGCUGGAUAUGAAGCUGGUAAACGGCUGACCGGCUCAGGCGGAUGUUUGCUUUCCGUUUGGCUGCCUUCCUGGUGUCGUAUUUAUUUUUCUUUUAGGGAUGAACUCUUCCGUCCUCUCGCUGCGAUCAGACGGCUCGCCCUCGUUUAAAAACGUUUGCCUUUUCUGGAAUCGAUCACUGAGAACUCUCGGUUGGUGUUCUGGAGCGGAACCGAGCUGUUCUCACGUAAAGCACAGAAUGUUGAGCUGUUUUUGUUUUUCUUCUGCCAAAACUGUUCUGCCUACACUCAUGUUUACAGAAGAGAAAAUGUAUUAUUGUCUUAGAGCGGGUCUAGUUUGAAUUCCUUUGGUUUGGAGUAAUGAGGACUGGACUGCUUUCGCCCUUAUUGGUUCUGCUACCCUCACAUGACCCACGCAGCAGUAUUUAAAGCCUCUGAUAGCAUUUACACUGUCCUGUUCAGCCUUUCUUAAGUUUAAAAAUGGCAAUUUUUCAGUUUUAUUGUUUUUCCAUCAAUCUGAACAAUAUUUAGUAAUCGGUUUCUAAAAUCAUCAGGAAAUCAUGAUAAUCUGAUCUUGUGUGUCAGCGUUUGUGUUCCACCUCCAGGGCUCCCUCUGCUCAGAAAUCUCCCAGCUCAUGGUCCGAACACAAGCCCUAACUCCAGAUGAAGAUUAAAACAGAAAUCAGAGUUGGUGAAAGUCUGCAGAGUCGUUUAACAUGUUCCUUUUUCAUUGUUCUUUUUAAGGUUUAAAAUGUACAGAGAGAAAAAACUCUGGGUUUUUAAACAAAAACAUGUCCAUUGUAAAAGAAUGUGAUGUACAUUUUUUUCAUUUAAGUAAAUGAGUUUUAAGACA